Molecule: messenger RNA, 1355 nt
Organism: Frieseomelitta varia
Lineage: Eukaryota; Metazoa; Arthropoda; Insecta; Hymenoptera; Apidae
Product: trypsin alpha-like
Exons: 2
Coding region: 105-890 (261 amino acids)
Biological process (GO): proteolysis
Molecular function (GO): serine-type endopeptidase activity
Source: RefSeq, a predicted model, not a curated record
AGAUCUAUUAACGCCACUGAUUUCAACUAUAAAAACCGGCGAUACCGGUUCUGAAAUCCACACAACACGUUCUGUCAUCGUUGAAAGUGGAACUAACUUUCAAGAUGCACAAGCUGAUCGUCCUUCUCGCCCUCGUCGCCCUAGCGGCUGGAACCCCCAUAAACCAGACAGUGAACGACCUGAUUCAGCGAAUGGACGGUCGCAUCGUAGGUGGCGAAGAAACCAACAUCUACGCAGUACCGUAUCAAGUGAGCUUGCGAGUCUCUGGCCGACACAUCUGCGGUGGUAGCAUAAUCGCCAGGAACUGGGUUGUAACCGCCGCACAUUGUUCCACGUAUUCCAGCAACCAGUACCAAGUGCACGCAGGCUCGACCAACGUCAACGACGGCGGCUCGCUGCACCGAGUCGAACAAAUAAUCAGGCACGAAAACUACGGAAACAGGGGCAUCCCGGUGAACGACAUCGCUCUGUUUCGUCUGGCGGAGCCGCUGCAACUCGACAGCUCCAGGAGAGCAGUGUCGUUGAAUCAGGCAGGUGUUUCAUCGCUGGUUGGCAAAUACGGAUUGGUCACCGGCUGGGGUACCACCCAGGAGUCGAGUUCGAACAUACCUCGAGUCCUUCGCAAGGUUUCGGUUCCCAUAGUCUCGAUGGAAUCGUGCAGGCAGGCCUAUCGCAGCGUCGGUUGGAUACCUGACGGUGAAAUUUGCGCCGGGUUUACGAACGGUGGCAAAGACUCCUGCCAGGGUGAUUCAGGUGGUCCGUUCGUCGUCGAUGGCAACCUCGUAGGAGUCGUCUCCUGGGGAAAGGGAUGCGCGGUUCCGAAUUAUCCAGGAGUUUACACCGAGGUCGCCCACUAUCGCCAAUGGAUCAGACAGCACAGCGGUGUCUAAUUUCGCGAGCAACCGAAAUGCUCUCUCCCCUGAUGACGAUUCCUGACCUAUUCCUCGUUUGAUAUCUUUGUUGACAACGAAUCUGACGAUUAUACCUUCGCGAGCUGAUCUAAGAAUAAAUUAAAAAGAAAAAAAAACAAACUUCAAACGUGAAACGUGCCUCCUGACGUUUCCUCAACACCUGGCUUUAAUUGAAACGACGUGUGGCGAUUUGACAGAAUUUGAUCUUGGCGAUUGUACAGAGAAAUAAACGAUUUUGUCGUACGUUCGCUAAAGCUUCGUCUAUAUUUGUUGUUAGAGAGUUGUAGAGAACAUUUGGGCAUUCUCGCCCGGACGAAACUUCUUCAAAAUUUCAUUCCCUCGCGAGUGAAAACGAGUGAAAACUCUUUCUCGCUUCUUCGAGAGGGUAAGAACAAUAAAACCGUGUGAGUUACGGUCAAUCGGCGGUGACGGUGAAACUAAGGA